Molecule: messenger RNA, 5674 nt
Organism: Diuraphis noxia (Russian wheat aphid)
Lineage: Eukaryota; Metazoa; Arthropoda; Insecta; Hemiptera; Aphididae
Biological process (GO): regulation of transcription by RNA polymerase II
Cellular component (GO): SAGA complex
Molecular function (GO): transcription coregulator activity
Source: RefSeq, a predicted model, not a curated record
UUUCACUGAUUAGGACUAAAUCAGACAGUCUACGAGUCUAUCAGUGGCGCGUGAAAACCCUCUCUUUUCCAUUUCUGUCACUAAAGAAUUAGGACCUAGGAGUGAAACUGUACCUAGUAUUGGACAUUAAUGCAUUAUUAUAACAAUCGAUAUAGAAGUAUCUGCAUUUGCGCAUUAACUGACCCUCAUUGUCUUAUGCCACAGAGCACCAACACAUUAACGCCUAUAAAGAUGAUGGCAUAAAGUUUAUAUUUUCAUACUUUAUAGACGAGUACACAGCCUUAAUAAGUCUUCUUACUCGCCUCUCAAUAGUCUUACAAUCUGUCAGAUAAAUUUAACUACCUACCAAAAGUAGGUGUCUAUAUCAAUUUUGUUGUAUUGACUUCCUAGUUCUCUCAAUUGACAACGUCGUUAAACACAUUGCACGCCCUGAAGUACGGCGCUAUUAUCAAUUUAUCAUUAUGGAAAACGAAGCUGAUAAACUAAUAAGACAUGCGAGAGUAUUGUUGAAUCUUGGCCAUUCAUUUCUAGGCACUGUUGAAAUAGAAACUUCAGAAGAAAGUGAAGAAACUGAAUCUGAGGUAACUGAUGGCGAAGAAACUGAGAUUAGGGAAAAAGAAGUGCAAAAAAAAAUUAAAUCAAGUAAACAACACAACACUGAGGAAGAGAAAGGCAAAUUUGUUAAACAACAUAAUGAUAACAUAAUAAUUAAACAGCAGAAAUUGGAGAAAAAAACAAAUCUAGGAGAUUUUCCACUACAACUUAAUAGAGAUAUACAACAAAAGUCUUACAAAACUUUACCCGUUAAAGUUGGAACAAAAAAAAAUAACCUUGAAAAAGAAGUUGGAAAUAAAUCUAGUGAUAAAAAGCAUGAAUUAAAUAUUGACUUACCAAAUAAGUUAGAAUGUGGAGUAGAUAUAAUUGGGGAAGUGCAAGAAGAGUUAAAUAAAAAGCUCCAUACAGAUGAUCAACCUAAAAUUGAUAAAGUUAAGGAACAUGAAGCCGAUGAAGAACUAAUUAAAGAUUCUGAAAAAGAAAAAAAUGAAAUACAAAUUCAGUUAUUAAUUGAAGUUCCACCAAUGCCUGGCGAAGAAGUGGAAUUAUACCUAGAUGUGCAAGUUGGUUCUGAGUGUCAACAAGAGCUUGAUAUAAAAAAGCAAGAAGCACUUGGAGAAAAACAACAAAAUAUUGGUAAAGAACAUAAAAACAUAUUAGUCAGGAAUAUAAAUCUCAUAGAUCACAAAGAUAUACAAGUGGUAAAUAAAAAUGUAGAGAUUAAAUUUGAUAAAGUAAACAUAUCACAAGACAAUGGAGGAGAUAUUCAAGAUAAAAUAAUCAAAGGAUCAAAAAAAAAUAUGGAAGAAGAAUGCAUACAACCAGAAUUAAAUGAAAAUUCACAAUUUGGUAAUUAUGUAAAGCAUAAUAUUAAAGAAUCACAGCAAGAUGAUGAUGAAGAAACACAAAUAAAUAUACAUAAAGAAACUAUGGAUGAAAAUUAUAAAAGAAUACUACAAGAAAUAGAAUCACUUAUAUGUGAUUUGAAAAAUAGAAAAAAGAUGGAAAAUAAAAAAAAAAAGCACAAGGUGAACGAAGAAGAAGAAUGUGACGAAUUAACAGCAAUACGAAUUGCAAAAAUAACAAAAGAAAUUGAAGAAUUAGAGAUAGACAUGGAACAAAAGUACGAUGAAGACCUAGAAAGGGAAUAUAAUGAAGAAUUUAAUCAAAUGUUUUCUUCAAUAAUCAAAGAAAAAUUCUUAGAAAAACUACUUCUUUCAUUCCAGGAAGAUGCUGCACCUUAUUAUAAAAGAAUUGAAAAUUUGCUUAACAAUUAUUUUCCAACCAAAUUAGAUACAAUUAAAGGUAAAAUAUUGAUAGAUCCUAUUCGUUCUGAAUGUAAUGAAGAUGUUAUAAAAAAGGCUGAUGAUGGCAAUGAUUCAAUUGAAGAAUUACCAGAAGAAUCUGAUAAAAUAACUGAAAAAGUAGAACAAGGGUCUGAUAUCUACUUUUUUGAAGUGGUACCAGAAGAAUCUGAUAUUGAAAUGGAAAACUUGGAGAAUGAAGUAGUACAAGCAGUGCCUGACAUUGUAAAUGAAGAUGGAACACAAGAAGAGUCUGAUGUAGAUGUGGAAGGAUUAUCAAAUUCUGACAAUGAAGUAACAGGCGGCUUGGAUUGGAACUUACAGAUAGAGUCUAAAAUAAAUGUAGAUGAAUCUGAUGGACAGUCAUUACAAGAAAGUGAAGAAGAAGUAGAAGAAUUAAAUGAAGAUGUAAACAUGGUAACCGAAAUAGUUUAUGAUUAUGUAGUUGAAGAAGAAGCAGAAUCUAGUUCAGUAGAAGAAUUUAGUCCAAUUGAAAAAUUUAAUUCUACAGACAAAGAAUUUAGUUCUGUAGAAAAAGAACAGUAUAAUGAAGAAUUACAACAGAAGAAUGAUAAAGAAGGACAAGUAAAAUGUAUUGGUAGAAUACAUGAAUUACAAGGAGAUGUACAAAAAAAAAGUGAUAAUGAUAAACCUGAGAAAUUUGAAGAUUUACAACUACAAAUGGAAAUAGAAAAUAUACAAGAUUUAGACGAAAUACCAUUAAAAUUGAAAAUUCAACAAGAACAAUUAGAAGAAAAAUUACAUCAACAAAUGAAAACAUUUCAAGAAGAGUUUUAUAAAAAUUCAAAACUAGAGUAUGACAAAGAACAACAGUUAAAAGGUAAUACACUAAGUGAUCCAGUUUAUGAUAGACAGCAAAAAUUGUUUUAUGAACUUAAAGAUAAAUUUCUAAAAACAAAAGAAGAAUAUAAAGAUUUGGUACAAAAAAAAACGAUUGAAGCAUUACAACAAAAAGUUGAUGAAAAGCAGUUACUAGAAAUGAAAGAAUUUCCAGAAGAGUUUGUUGAACCAAAUAUAGAAAUGGAAGAUCUCCAUAAGGAAGUUCUGCAAUUACAACGUGAAUGCACUGAAUUAGAGCCAGAAUUUAGCUAUAAUAUACCAUUAGUUGUUGAUGAAAAACCAAACAACAAUGAGACUAAAAAAGUCGAGUAUAAUUUAUAUGAUAAAUUAUUUGAAAUACACAGAAAAAAAUUACGUUUUUUUGCCGAUUCUAAAGAGUGGCCCUUAAAACAUUUAUAUCCAUCAAGUUUGCUGGAUGAAUUAUUUGAUGAUCCUUCAGAGGUUAACCCAAAUGUCUUUGUGAUCACAUUGUACACUAUUGAUAUUGGUUAUUCAAUUAAGAUAACCAUGAAUAAGGAUCAACCACCAGUUGAAACUUUUUAUAGUUACGCUGAAGAUUCAAUAUUAGAAUUUGUGGAAAAAGAACAACUUCCACCAUGUUUAUUAGAUUUACUUGAAAAAGCUAGACCUAGGUUAUUUUAUAAUGGACGUGUAAUAGCAGAAAUUCAUAAUAAAAUCCCAGAAACAUGUGAAUAUAGUGUAAUGGCAUUAAGAGUAGCUCGAUUAUUAUUGCAUCCUCAUCGUUUGUCUAUUCUGAGAGAUGUAGAUCGAAUAAUUGAAAAAUGUAAACCUACCUAUUGUUCAUAUGAACGAAGACUUAAGAUUGAGAGUAAAUUGCUUAAACUAAAUUUUCCUGUCAUGUGCAUGGAUCCGUCGCCUGUUUGUGGUUUAACUGUGAAAUUACAACAUGAUUUGUUAAGUCGUCGAACCAUGUGUCUAAACCCUCUAAAAAAAAAAAAAUAUGAUUCUUCUAAGUUUGAAAUGGAUUUGUCUAAAAAAUCACAAGAUGACAAAUUCCCUACAACAAAGUUGAAUGAGUCACAACAAUCAUCUUCAAAUUUGACGGAUACUGCAAGUGACAAUAGGAUUCAUCAUCUUUUAUGGAAGUUUGAAUUCCGUAUCAAAACUUUUAAACUCAUCAAAUUAUAUGUUUUUGUUACUGAAACUCGAGAGUAUUCUAUGUUAUUGUGUAUGAAUUCAACUGUUCCAUUUUCUAAGAAGAUGAGGUUUAAAAUAAAUCUUGAAACUAAUAAAUUAAAACCUUAUAUUGAUGUGAUAUUAGAAAAUCUUAAAAAAAAUGUUAAUCCUGACAUAUUAGUGGUUCGAAGAUAUAAAAGUGAUGAUAAAGCAGUACCUCAUCCUUUAACGUGUAUUCCAUCAUUGUUAAAUGACAAUGUUUACGAACCUGAUUCAGCAGAUAUUCAUAAAUUUCUAGAAGAGCUGGUAGAACAUAUACCUAAAAAUGAAUCUGAUGAAGAAAAUACUGAUGAAACAAAAAUGAAUAAUAAGAUGGAAUCAGAGAAGAAAAAUAUUCAUUUUGAUAGUACAAAAACAUUACCAAAAAAUCUAGGUAAGACAGAAAUUAAUACGGACCAAAAAAAGAAAAAGCAAGUACAAACUUUUGAAUCAAAAAACUCCAUUUCUCGUAAAGUUGAAUCAAAAAAGUCAAUUCCUCAUAAAGUUGAAUCAUCAUCAAUUAACAGAGUUUUUGUUGAUUCAAAAUCAUUAAGAAGUUCAACUAUACCAAUAGAUGUUUCAUUAGGUCUUACGUCAUUGCCAAAAAAAAGUCUUAAUUCAGUUGGACCAUCACUAACAGGAUCAAAAUCAAAUAUUUUACUUGAUGACAAAUCYAUUAAAAUAGUUCCCAAAGAAUUAAACUCAAUUUCAACUAAAGAAAUUAAAUCGAUAUCGAGUCCCUUGGCUAUAUUACCAACAGUAUCAAGUCAUACUACUGAAGUGUCAUUAACACCUAGAUAUAUAACAAUAUUUUCAUCUGCUGGUUUAAACAAAGAUUAUCGGCUAACAUCAAAAUAUUUAGAAAGAUUUAAAAAUCCUAGUGUGAGCAAUGAUAUUAUACAUAAACCAGUUAGCCAAACAAAAAUAUAUCAUACAAAAUAUUUGGGAAAAAAUAUGUUUUCCUUAACAUCUUUUGGUAAUGUAAACAGUCAACCUUUAAAUAACUUUGAAACAGCAAAUCAAAAAUCAGAAUUAAGUUCUGGUGACGAUGAAAUGGAGAAGAAUAUAAAAGUUGCAAAACAUAUACAUCAAAAUUCAAUCUGUGUAAAAGGUCCAGAAACCUUUGUUAAAAAAAAGGAUUUGCCUUUACUAGUUGAGUUUUCAGAAGGAAGAUCAAAUAAACCUAAUACUAUAGAUUAUCUAAGGUCUACACAACACAGUGAUGAUUUAACUACAAAUAUACAUAGUUUGUCUCACAUAAAGAUUAGAUAUCCCGUUACUAAAUCACUUCCAUCAUCUUUAAACAAGUUCAAUAAUCAAGAUCAGAUGAAUGAUCUUUCAUUUCAAGAAAUAAAUUGUACUUCAUCCUCAAAUACUAAAGAUAUUAAAUCAAAUAAGCGAAAACGAUCAUCAUAACUACAUGUAUAAUUUAUUUCUACAACUUAAUAUUUUAUUCCUUACUAUCUGAGUACAAUAAAGAACAUCAUAAUAUUAUAAUAAGUCACUAUUUAAUAUUAGUUGUGCAGUUUAAUGUAUAUUAUAUUAAUUUUGUUGAAAAUUGACUUUAUUUUUGUAAAUUCUUUUGUUUAUGAUUUAAAAAACAGCCACGAUCAUGACAGGUGGUUGGUAUGUCCAUUUUAUUUUAUUUCAUGAUUAAAGUUACUAUAAUAUUGAUUAAACUUAGUACAUAAGUUUUCUUCUACAUAAUAAACAAUUUAGUUUUUAGACAAUUUUACAUUUAUUUGUUUAAAUUAGUUUAUAGCCAACAUAUUUUUAUU